This is a messenger RNA of Echinops telfairi (small Madagascar hedgehog), 760 nucleotides long. RefSeq names its product charged multivesicular body protein 5 (gene CHMP5). Gene Ontology annotation, cellular component: multivesicular body. The coding region runs from base 47 to 760 and encodes 237 amino acids. Gene Ontology annotation, biological process: vesicle budding from membrane; late endosome to vacuole transport via multivesicular body sorting pathway. Lineage: Eukaryota; Metazoa; Chordata; Mammalia; Afrosoricida; Tenrecidae. The record is from RefSeq and is a predicted model, not a curated record. The transcript is spliced from 9 exons.
UUUCUGGUUUUGCUACAGUGUUUGGGAUUCUUCGCGGCCGCCCAAGAUGAACCGAUUCUUCGGAAAAGCCAAGCCGAAGGCUCCGCCUCCCAGCCUGACUGACUGCAUUGGCACGGUGGAUAGCCGCGCAGAAUCUAUUGACAAAAAGAUUUCUCGACUGGAUGCGGAACUAGUGAAAUACAAGGAUCAGAUCAAGAAGAUGCGGGAGGGCCCUGCAAAGAAUAUGGUCAAGCAGAAAGCCUUGCGGGUCUUAAAGCAAAAGCGAAUGUACGAGCAGCAGCGGGACAACCUUGCUCAACAGUCGUUUAACAUGGAACAAGCCAAUUACACCAUCCAGUCACUGAAGGACACCAAGACCACGGUUGAUGCUAUGAAACUAGGAGUAAAAGAAAUGAAGAAAGCAUACAAGCAAGUAAAAAUCGACCAGAUUGAGGAUCUGCAAGACCAGCUAGAGGAUAUGAUGGAAGAUGCGAAUGAAAUCCAAGAAGCACUGAGUCGUAGUUAUGGCACCCCAGAGCUAGACGAAGAUGACCUAGAAGCAGAGGAACAAGAAGAAUUAGAAAGGACAAGCAUGCAGUAUCCUGGGAACCCGAAGCAGAGGCAAUCUAACCUCGCAGAGGAAUUGGACGCACUGGGUGAUGAGCUUCUGGCUGAUGAAGACAACUCAUAUUUGGACGAGGCAGCAUCUGCACCUGCCAUUCCUGAAGGCGUGCCCACUGACACAAAGAAUAAGUAUGCAUAUGGGGUGUGCACAGUGUAG